AUGGGCGAGGACAAGGGACAAGAAGCCGACGAAGUGGGGAACCUCCUUGGCAUCUGACCCUACCAGCCUACUACCAGCCUCUUCCGGUCCCCCUUCCACACCCGCGUCAGUGCUUUCCAAACUGUGCUUUUUCAGGAAGUGUCCAUCUCCCAACACUGGCGACUUCUCUCCCCGACCACUAUGCAACGCUGCAUGUCCCCUCGACGGCGGACCUUGCCACCGUCCGGGCGGCGUACAGGGCCCUGAUUCUACUACAUCACCCCGACCGAGCCACAGCGGUCGAGCGAAGCAGCCCCAACGCUGCUGAAGCACUCAACGAAGCGUGGCACAUCCUCGGUGAUCCGACCAGGAGGAAGGCGUAUGAUCGCGAAUCGGCGAGGCAGCAGCAAGGUUAGUAGUCACUUGCGGAGUCAGUCAACCCUUUCGCUCGAUUAUGGCCCCGCUGAUCCGCCUAUCACGCGCACUCUCCAGCUCAACAAGAACUUCUAACCUCAUCAUGCGUCUAUGCGGUCUCGAUCGACCUCUCUCUCUUCACGGCCCACUACCACUACUCGGAAUCGAACUCUCCCGAACCCAAGCCCGAGUUUGAAGAUUCGCUCAUGCCCAUAGCAUAUACCCACCCGUGUCGUUGCUCGGCCGAGUUCCGCAUCACGCUCGAGCAGUUGGAGCAAGGCGUGCAGAUCGUGCAGUGCGAAGGCUGUAGCGAGCGGUGCAAGGUCGAGUACCACGUCGUCGAGUCGGGCGAUGAGGACGAAGAGCGAGCCAGCGAUCGAGCCGAGAUCCCUGUCUGA
Microbotryum saponariae is the source of this 791-nucleotide messenger RNA. Lineage: Eukaryota; Fungi; Basidiomycota; Microbotryomycetes; Microbotryales; Microbotryaceae. The record is from the annotation of a GenBank genome assembly.